Aspergillus novofumigatus IBT 16806 is the source of this 1068-nucleotide messenger RNA. RefSeq names its product bifunctional heptose 7-phosphate kinase/heptose 1-phosphate adenyltransferase. Lineage: Eukaryota; Fungi; Ascomycota; Eurotiomycetes; Eurotiales; Aspergillaceae. Gene Ontology annotation, cellular component: cytosol. The transcript has a single exon. Bases 90 to 956 code for a protein of 288 amino acids. Gene Ontology annotation, molecular function: heptose 7-phosphate kinase activity; heptose-1-phosphate adenylyltransferase activity. The record is from RefSeq and is a predicted model, not a curated record.
GGGAAUAGCUAAUUCAGUGUGUGGUCUGUGUAUACCGCCAAGUUUAUAUUCCAUCUUGGGCACCGUCCUCCAUGAUCUGCAUUAUUUGAAUGGAGACCUGUCAGACCAACAACUCCGCAGACGGUGAAACUCUCGUGGUAGUAGGAGACCUGAUACUAAAUCAGUAUGUCUAUGGUACUGUUCGUCGAAACGCCCCAGAGGCCGACAUACCGGUCGUGGAGCAGGAAAAAACAGAAUACUAUCCCGGCGGAGCGGCAAAUGUCGCGAUGAACCUUGUGGCGUUGGGUACGGCAGUUAUCCUGGUCGGAACUGUUGGAGACGACGCAGAGGGAGAGCACCUGCUAAUCCUUCUGACCAGCGCCAAGGUCGAUGUCUCGGGGGUCCAGAUCCUUGCCGACAGGCCAACCUGCCACAAGACCCGCAUCAUCGGGAACGGGAGACACCUCGUCCGCCUGGACCGGGAAGUUGUAACUCCCAUCGGGGAAGAACAACAACGAGCCGCUGUGGAUUCUGUGCGUCAGUGUUUGCUCCAUGCGCGGGGCAUGAUCUGCUCGGACUAUAGCAAAGGGUUCCUGUGCGAGUCCUUUCUGCGAUCCGUGAUCCACGUGGCUGUGUCCCCGGACAGAAAGGUCAUUGUGGACCCUAAGGUUGGCGAUUGCAGCCGGUAUGCGGGGGUGACAGUCAUGAUGCCCAACCUGGACGAGCUGCGGAAGCUAUCCGGGCUUGCUAUCGUUUCCUCCGCCGAUACUGAUGCUGCUGCGCGGGCAGUUCUGGCCGAAGUCCACCCGGAAGCGUUGCUGGUCACUUGUGGCGCUGAUGGGAUGGUCCUCUAUGAGUCGGACGGGAAGUCGUCAACAAUCCCAGGCAAAGCUUCUACAGCACGCGAAGUCAGUGGCGCAGGAGACAGUGCCGUCGCUGCGUUCGCCUGGGCCUAUCUCGUGCGCAGGCAACCCUGAAAGAAGCUGCCCAAGUGGCAAAUAAUGCAGGUAGCAUCGCAGUCACGAAACCGGGGACUGCUACCGUCGUAAAGAGCGAGCUGCUAGAGGUACCCUGCAGUGGAGGGGCGUG